Messenger RNA from Hippopotamus amphibius kiboko, 3796 nucleotides. RefSeq names its product NOP58 ribonucleoprotein (gene NOP58). Bases 204 to 1610 code for a protein of 468 amino acids. Gene Ontology annotation, molecular function: snoRNA binding. Gene Ontology annotation, cellular component: box C/D methylation guide snoRNP complex; small-subunit processome. The transcript is spliced from 14 exons. The record is from RefSeq and is a predicted model, not a curated record. NCBI's taxonomy places the organism in Eukaryota, Metazoa, Chordata, Mammalia, Artiodactyla, Hippopotamidae.
UGGAGGAGAAACGGGUUCGCGCGUCCUACUUGCAGUGUAGUGCGGAGCGUUUAGGCGACCUGGUCUGGUUUCUUGUGGGAAGGCGUGCCCCCUGGUACUUGGCCAGCCGCGGCCUUGAGGGCCGUUGGGGUCUCAGAUUUGGUCUGCUUUUACUGGUAUAAGAGCUCGCGGCGGGCUGCGCAGCGCCCUGACCCAUCCUCACCAUGUUGGUGCUGUUUGAAACGUCCGUGGGAUACGCCAUCUUUAAGGUUUUGAAUGAAAAGAAACUUCAGGAGGUUGAUAGUUUGUGGAAAGAAUUUGAAACUCCAGAGAAAGCAAAUAAAAUAGUAAAGCUGAAACAUUUUGAGAAAUUUCAGGAUACAGCAGAGGCAUUGGCAGCAUUCACAGCUCUGAUGGAGGGCAAAAUCAAUAAGCAGCUGAAGAAAGUUCUGAAGAAAAUAGUUAAAGAAGCCCAUGAACCCCUGGCUGUAGCUGAUGCUAAACUAGGAGGCGUCAUAAAGGAAAAGUUGAAUCUCAGUUGUAUCCAUAGCCCUCUUGUUAACGAACUCAUGAGAGGAAUCCGUUCACAGAUGGAUGGAUUAAUCCCUGGGGUAGAACCGCGUGAAAUGGCAGCCAUGUGUCUUGGGUUGGCACACAGCUUGUCCCGAUAUAGGUUGAAAUUUAGUGCUGAUAAAGUGGACACAAUGAUUGUUCAGGCAAUUUCCCUCUUAGAUGACUUAGAUAAAGAACUAAACAACUACAUUAUGCGUUGUAGAGAAUGGUAUGGCUGGCAUUUCCCUGAAUUAGGAAAAAUUAUUUCAGAUAAUUUGACAUACUGCAAGUGUUUACAGAAAGUUGGCGAUAGGAAGAAUUAUGCCUCAGCCAAACUUUCUGAAUUACUGACAGAGGAGGUUGAAGCAGAAGUGAAAGCAGCUGCAGAGAUAUCUAUGGGAACAGAGGUUUCAGAAGAAGAUAUUUGCAACAUUCUGCAUCUCUGCACUCAGGUGAUUGAAAUCUCUGAAUAUAGAACCCAGCUCUAUGAGUAUCUGCAAAAUCGGAUGAUGGCCAUUGCACCCAAUGUUACAGUCAUGGUUGGGGAAUUAGUGGGAGCACGGCUUAUUGCUCAUGCAGGUUCUCUUUUGAAUUUGGCCAAACAUGCAGCUUCUACAGUUCAGAUUCUUGGAGCAGAAAAGGCACUCUUCAGAGCCCUCAAGUCUAGACGAGAUACCCCUAAGUAUGGUCUCAUUUAUCAUGCUUCCCUUGUAGGCCAGACAAGUCCCAAACACAAAGGAAAGAUUUCUCGGAUGCUGGCUGCCAAAACUGUUUUGGCCAUCCGGUAUGAUGCUUUUGGUGAAGAUUCCAGUUCUGCGAUGGGAGUUGAGAACAGAGCCAAGUUAGAGGCCAGGUUGAGAACCUUGGAAGAUAGAGGGAUACGGAAAAUAAGUGGAACAGGAAAGGCAUUAGCAAAAGCAGAAAAAUAUGAACAUAAAAGUGAAGUGAAGACUUAUGAUCCUUCUGGUGACUCCACACUGCCAACCUAUUCCAAAAAACGCAAAAUUGAACAGGUGGACAAAGAGGAUGAAGUUAUUGAAAAGAAGGCCAAAAAAGCCAAGGUUAAAAUUAAAGCUUAGUGGUCAGAAGUACUGUCAGCAGUAUGGAUUUAUGCCCUGGGUGAAGAAAGCAUAAACAAGGUACUUAACUCCUGUGUUCCUCUUUCCUUACUGGACAAUGAGAUCCCUAAACUCAUUACUAGCAUUUGAAACACCCAACUCCAGAUUUGAUUCUUCACAUGUAUGUUCAUUAAGCUUUUCUGAUUUAUUUAUUAUUUAUUUAAUCUAUCUAUCUAUUGGCUGCGCUGGGUCUUCAGUGUGGCACACAAGUUCUUUGUUGCAGCUUGAAGCCUCGGUAGUUGUGGUGCUCAGGCUUAAUUGCCCCAUAGCAUGUGAGAUCUUAGUUUCCCCAACCAGGGAUCAACCUGUGUGCCCUGCAUUGGAAGCUGGAUUCUUAACCACUGGACCACCAGAGAAGUCCCUCGUUAAGCUUUUCACACUUAACAUUCCUAGAUACUUGCCACUCCCAAUCUGUUGUUCCAUAAUAUUCUCCAUCUUAUAAAUAGCAAUCCUAGUUACUUUGACCUUUAACAUUGACUUUUCUUAUAACUCAAGCCUGUACUCAAGCCUGUUCUGGCAGCAGAUCCUCUUAAUUCUACUUUGAAAGUGUAUCUAGAACCUAACCACUUACCAUAUGCAUCACUGCCAUUCUUAAUAUAGCAGCUUCAGUGGCACCCCCGUUAGCUCUCUGAUCUAAUUCUACUCCUUGCUCACUCUGCUCCAGCUACACUGGCCUCCUUGCUAUUCCAUGAACCUGCCAACUCUCCUUCUCUCCUAAAAUAACCGUAGCAUUUGCUCUUCUUUUUACCUGGAAUAUUUUCCCUCAGUAGAUGCUUCACUUCCUUCCCUCUUUUAGAUAUUUGCCUGCCUGUCCUAUCUAAAAUGUCCACAUGGGGACUAAGAAUCCUCUUGCCAGUGUAAGGGACAUGAGUUCAAUCCCUGGUCCAAGAAGAUCCCACAUGCCGCAGAGCAGCUGAGCCCAUGUGCGACAACUACUGAAGUGCCUGCGCCUAGAGCAUGUGCUCUGCAACAGGAGAAGCCAAAGCAGUGAAGAGCCUGCCCUCCACUCGCCGCAACUAGAGAAAGCCCAUGUGCAGCAGUGAAGACCCAAUGUAGCCCAUUAAUUAAUUUUUCAAAAUAAAAAUAGAAUUAAAUGUUCAUAUGUAUUGCCCUCCUAGAUGUUCCUCUUCCUUCUUUAUUUUUAUCCUUAGGAAUGUUUACUGUGUAAAAUAUUUUAUAGCAUUUCUUUCCUUCUCUUUUUUUUUGUGUGUGUGUGGGGGGGUGUCUCCAUUCUACUAAAGUAAAGGAUUCAUAAGGGCAGGAAUUUUUGUCUGUGUUGUACCUUGCUAUAUCUCCAGUUGUCUAGGAUAAGCCCUGGCAUAUAGUAGGUACUAAAUAAGUAUUUGGUCAGUGAUUUUUUUUUUUUAAUACAUUUAUUUAUUGGCUGCGUUGGGUCUUCAUUGCAGUGUGUGAGCUUUCUCUAGUUGCGGUGAACAGGGGCGUCUUUGUUGUGGUGCUUGGGCUUCUCAUUGGGAGGCUUCUCUUGUUUUGGAUCACGGGCUCUAGGUGUGAGGGCUUCAGUAGUUGUGGCAUGCAAGCUCAGUACUUGUGGCACACAGGCUUAGUUGCUCCACAGCAUGUGGGAUCUUCCCAGAACAGGGCUCGAACCCAUGUCCCCUGCAUUAGCAGGCAGAUUCUUAACCACUGUGCCACCAGGGAAGUGUCCCUGGUCAGUGAAUUUCUAAUGAUCGCUACCCAUUAUUGAGUCCUCAUUCUAAUGUGCUGAGCAUUUAAGCUAAAUAUUUUGCAUAAGUUUUCAUGUGUUAAAUUGUUAAAUCCUAGAAACAGUCCAAUGAGAUAGAUGUUACUAAAUUUUAUAAGGAUGAGGAGGUUGAGUUUAUAGAGGUUAUUAAAUGACUUACUCAUCAUUUCAACAGGUUGAAUAAACCCAGGUCUCCUAGCUCCAAACACUUAAUCAUUUCUAAUAUAAUUGACUAGUCAUGAUCAUGAGAAAUGUACAUCUCUGAGCUUUAUAUCAUUUGUAAAGUUAGUAGUAUUAUACUAGGUAAAUAUUUGAAGGAGCUUUGCAGUUAUAAAAUUAUUUAAUAAAUAUUGGAUAGUUGACCAGAAUGACAGGAAAAAACUAAGACUCUCAAAGGGGUUUUGAGGGAGAGAAGUCUGACACAGUGUUAAUUGUAGUAUCUUUA